AUGGACCGCUUCCUCCCGCUCGACGUGACCCUACAGACCCUCGGCGCACACCUGUACCCAGACGAGCACAUACUCACCCACGCAGACAGCGUCGGCCUCUAUGACGCCAAGGACAAGUCGCCACGCCACGCCGACGGCCGCGCCAUCCUCACUUCGCACCGCGUCGUCUUUGUCUCGUCGUCGCGCCCGCACGCCAACUCGGCCUACCUCCCGCUCUCGCUCGUCCGCCAGACAGAGUACUGGGCCGGGUUCCUCAAGUCCUCGCCCAAGAUCACCCUCCUCCUCGCCGAGCGCCAAACGUCGUCGUCUUCUUCCUCGGGCGCGGCGCAGGAGGGCGCGGCGGCGGCGGCGGGCGACAGGGACGGCGAGCGGGAGCGCGACAAGACGCGCGAGGCCCUCGCGCUCGCCGCCCUCGCUGGCGAGCGCAACUGGGUGUGUCGCGUCUGCGGCAUGCACAACGUCCCGACGGCCCAGCUCGGCCUCAAGUGCUCCCUGUGCGGCGUCACGCGCGACCCGACCCCGUCCUCUUCGUCAUCUUCUCGCCCUCCUCCUCCUCCUCCUCCUGCCGCCUCGUCAGCGCCGCCCUCGCGCUUCGGCACACCCCCACCUCCACCGCGACCUCCUCGACCCGACGCUCCCCCCUCAUCCGCACCCGUCGCGCUCGACCCGACCGAGACGGGUGCGCGCCUCGCGUGCCCCGUGUGCACCUUCCUCAACCACCACUCGAUGACGCGCUGCGAGGUGUGCGACUCGGUCCUCCUCCCGCCGUCCCCUCCGCGCCCUCCCCCUUCGUCCACCUCCCUCGCCCACUCGGCGCCGCACUCGCGCUCCAACUCGACGCGCUCGCUCGCGCCCUCGCGCUCGGGCACGCCCGGCCCGGGCACCGACCCGGCGAGCGCCGCGCCCGUGUCGGUGCCCAUCGCCGGCUCGGGCUCGAGCGCGACGGCGGCGCAGCAGGCGCAGGCGGCGUUCGUGCGGCUCAGCUUCCGCAAGGGCGGCGAGAAGGCGUUCUAUGCCGCGCUCAAGGAGGCGAUGGGCGCGAAAGCGUGGGACUUGAGCGCGGCGGCGUUAGCAGGUGCGGGAAAAGGAGGCAAGGGCGGCAGGGGCGGCAAGGGCGUCGAGGGCAAGGGCGCAGAGGGCGAGAGCGAGGGCAGUCGGGGCGUCGGAAUCGACGCGAUCUUGCGCGGUGUCGACCUCGACGCACGGGACCGCGAGGACUCGCUCGACGACGCGCUCAAGGACCUCGAGAGCCUCAUGCGCAAGGCCAAGGACAUGAUCACGCUCGCCCAGAGCAUCAACGCCCAGCUCGCCUCGUCUGCCGCCUCGCCCUCGAACGGCUCGAGCACGAGCCCCACGCCCGCCGCCGCCGCCCGUGCCGCCUCGCUCGCCUCGUCCUCGCUGCACUCGCUCGGCCUCGCGACAGCCUCGUCGUCCGUCCUCGACAACGCCGUCACGCCCGACCUCGUCGCCGACGACCGGGCGUACCACGCCGAGCUCGCGAGGGAGCUCGACGGCGUGCUCGAGAAGGGGCGCGUUAUGGAGCGCAAGGGCGGGAUAGUCGGGCUCGACGAGGUGUGGUGCCUGUGGAACCGGGCGCGAGGCGUCGCUCGCCUCACCCUGCGCGUCUUCCACCCCUCGGGCCUCACGAUCCUCCACACGCCGCGGUUCGCCCCGCGCGCGUUCGAGAGCCGCGUGCUGGACCUCGUCGAUACGCGGCAGGCGCUCGUCGCGAGCCUGGCGCUCGGCGGGCCGCAGCUGGCGCCGGGGCAGGGGCAGGGGCGGGCGGGCGACAAGGAGGAAGGCGGCACGAGCGCGGCGGCCGAGGCGGCCGAGCGCGAGGGCGCGAGCCUGCUCGACAUUGCGCACGCCGAGGGCCUCAGCGUCGGGCUCGCAAAGGAGCUGCUCGGCGUGCUCGAGCUCGGAGAGCGAGGCGGCGCCGGAGGAGGAGGGGCGAGCGCGGGUGGGGCGGUCGUGCGCGACGAGCAGGCGGGAGAGGGCACGAGGUGGUACAGGAACUGGAUCUCGGGGGCGGUGUGGGACGGGCAGGAGUUCUGA
This is a messenger RNA of Rhodotorula graminis WP1, 2055 nucleotides long. RefSeq lists its product as uncharacterized. The transcript is spliced from 5 exons. The coding region runs from base 1 to 2055 and encodes 684 amino acids. The record is from RefSeq and is a predicted model, not a curated record. Gene Ontology annotation, cellular component: ESCRT II complex; late endosome membrane. Gene Ontology annotation, molecular function: phosphatidylinositol-3-phosphate binding; ubiquitin binding. Gene Ontology annotation, biological process: protein transport to vacuole involved in ubiquitin-dependent protein catabolic process via the multivesicular body sorting pathway. Lineage: Eukaryota; Fungi; Basidiomycota; Microbotryomycetes; Sporidiobolales; Sporidiobolaceae.